Molecule: messenger RNA, 2159 nt
Organism: Dama dama (fallow deer)
Lineage: Eukaryota; Metazoa; Chordata; Mammalia; Artiodactyla; Cervidae
Gene: TSC22D3
Product: TSC22 domain family member 3
Exons: 4
Coding region: 75-878 (267 amino acids)
Biological process (GO): regulation of transcription by RNA polymerase II
Source: RefSeq, a predicted model, not a curated record
CCAGGCACAUUGGUCCGCCCGCUGAGCUAGAGACCGGGGGUGGCGCGGCAGCUCUCGGGGAUUCCUGGCCCACGAUGCGCCAGAAGCAGCGAGACAGCCCGAGCCGAAGCGCGGCGGGGCUCACGGAGGGAGGCCGAGCGGGGCCGGGCUCCUGGGAGCGCGACGGAAGCUUGUCUGUCCCAGACACCCUGGAGUCUCCUCCGGCUGGCCCGGCGGGCGCGCACCUGCCGGGAGCCCCUGACCUCGCGGGCCAGGCGGCCCCCGAGCCGGAGAACAUGGCCCAGCCCAAGUCCGACUGCCGCUCACCUGUCGGCCUCGACUGCUGCAACUGCUGCCUGGACCUGGCCCACCGGAGCGGGCUCCAGCGCGACAACGGCGGGGACAACAACAACUCGGGCAGCCCCACCGUGAGCAACUUUCGGCAGCUGCAGGAGAAGCUGGUCUUCGAGAACCUCAACACCGACAAGCUCAAUAGCAUAAUGCGGCAGGAUUCGCUAGAGCCCGUGCUGCGGGACCCCUGCUACCUGAUCAACGAGGGCAUCUGCAACCGCAACAUCGACCAGACCAUGCUUUCCAUUCUGCUCUUCUUCCACAGUGCCUCCGGAGCCAGUGUGGUGGCCAUAGACAACAAGAUUGAGCAGGCCAUGGAUCUAGUGAAGAAUCAUCUGAUGUAUGCUGUGAGAGAGGAGGUGGAGAUCCUGAAGGAGCAGAUCCGGGAGCUGGUGGAGAAGAACUCCCAGCUGGAGCGGGAGAAUACUCUCUUGAAGACCCUGGCGAGCCCAGAGCAGCUGGAGAAGUUCCAGUCCCGUCUGAGCCCCGAGGAGCCAGCUCCCGAAACCCCAGAAACCCCCGAGGCCCCCGGUGGUUCUGCGGUGUAAGUGGCUCUGUCCUCAGGGUGGGCAGAGCCACUAAACUUGUUCUACCUAGUUCUUUCCAGUUUGUUUUUUGGCUCCCCAAGCGUCAUCUCACGUGGAGAACUUUAACACCUAGCAUAGCUGGUGCCAAGAGAUGUCCCAAGGACAUGGCCACCUGGGUCCACUCCAGUGACAGACCCCUGACAAAGAGUAGGUCUCUAGAGGCUGAGUUGCAUGGGGCCUGAUCACCCCAAGCCAGUGAGCCUCUAAUGCUGCUGCGCCCUGUGGGCUCUCAGGGCCUGAGCAAUUUAGCUGCAACUGGCAAAGGAGAGAGGUAGUUUGAGACGGGCUGCCCGUUUGCUCCAGAAAGUCUAAGGGGUCUGUUUUUUUCAUUUCCAUGGACAUCUUCAACAGCUUCAACCUGACAACAACUGUCCUAUGAAGAAACCAAUUGUGGUUUAAGCAGAGGCAACCUCUCUCUCCUCCAUUGCCUCACCAGGACAGGGCCACAGUUGGGAGAGAUUGAGCCAAGUCAGCCUUCUGUUGGUGAAUAUGAUGUAAUGCAUGGCUUUGUGCACAGCCCAGUGUGCGAUUAUGGCUUUGGGAUGACCGCUUACAAAGUUCUGUUUGGUUAGUAUUGGCAUAGUUUUUUCUAUAUAGCCAUACAUGCAUAUAUAUACCCAUAGGGCUAGAUCUGUAUCUUAGUGUAGUGAUGUAUACAUAUACACAUACACCUAUGUGUUGAAGGGCCUAACAAGCUUUGGAAGUAUUGAGUGGUCCCUUAUCUCUUAAGGCUAAUUCUUAGAUUUGUUCAUUUACUAAGUGGAUCCAGUUUGUCCUUUAGGUUAAGUAAAACUGAAGAGUAAAGGCAGGGAGGGGGGCCAGCCUCUAAAUGCCUUGCUGCUGCAACCUUUGCCCCAUAUGUCCCCUGAAUAUAUGUGAGGUCCCCUUCUGAAUGCCAAACCCACCAUUCACUGGUGCUGACUACAUAGAAUGGGGUUGAGAGAUCAGCUGGGACUUUGUCAUCUGAAAACUUUGUUUUGUUUUUAACGGUUGUGGAAAACUUUCAAGUGCAGAGAAUGAUUAGCUUGCCGGUGUCCUCUCGGACAAGGGAAUGACUCUGACCUGAUGAUGCCUGGGUGAUGUGCUCAGGGAGCUUGUCUCUAGGGAGUUCUGUGGCAGUGAACACUUCCCACUUUCUAACACCUUAUCCUGAUGUUAUGUCUCCAGGAUUUGGAUUUUGAUUUUUCAAAUGUAGCUUGAAAUUUCAAUAAACUUUGCUCUUUUUUUUUUUCUAAAAAUAAA